AUGAACUUUAAAUACUUUAUUGUUAUCUUGGCUAUUGUCCAACUAUCACUUAUUAUUGGUACCUGUGUUGGCCAAGAACAACAACUCACACAGACCACACUGUUCGUCGAUCCAACAUCAACAACAAACUCCACUCAAGGAUGUGGUGCCACAUCUACCCAAGCAUGCCCCACCAUCUCUGCUGCCAUCGCUAGCUACUCAGUCAUCAUACCAGAGCCAACCAACUCACUUCUCAAUAUAGUCCUUGCGCCAGGUGUGUACACUCCAAUGUACAACAGCACCUCCAAUCAAUAUGGUAACGCCCAACUUGUCUUGUCCGGACUCAACGUGACCAUUGGACCAUCAACUCCACUUGCCCAAGGUAGCCAGGUGAUCAUCGACCUUCUCCAGCCAAAUACCAACAUUAGCAACAUGUUCAUAACCCUCGCUGUAUCUGCUGAUCAAUCACCAAUGACAAUCGUCACACUCAGCAACCUCAACAUUGUUCACGCCAACACAGUGAUCAGGUCAAAUAACAACAAUGCCAACAUCGUCUUGAACAAUGUCACGAUCACUGGAUUCAUGUCCAACUCGUCGGGUGCCAUCUACCUCACGGACAAUGAGCGUGGAAACAUAUCAUCUCUCACAAUCAAUGGUGGAUCAAUCUCCAACUACACAUGUGCACCAUACACUACCUUGGUCAAUUCAUUCCAGUACAACAUGGUGAUCAAUGAUGCAGUGUUUGCCAACAACUCUGCAGCAUAUAUAAUCUAUGGAUACAACGCAUCAUUCACAUUCCAAACACCAACAUUCAUCAAUAACACAGUGACCAACAACUUGAUCUACUUCAAGGACUUUGGCCGUGAUCUUAUCAGCACCAUCACUGACGGCAACAUUGCCUACAAUCAGUUGGCUGGUGUAACCAACUUCAACGGACUGAUCGCAUCAUCAGGUGGUAGUGUGAGCAUCACUGGCACAUUGUUUGACAGCAACAGUCAUUUAUACAGUUUGCUUCAAAUGUCAUUCGCGGACCUCACCAUCCAGGGCAGCACAUUCAUCAGUAACGUUGUGUAUGAUGGUCAGGUGAUUGGCGGUGAAGGAUCAAUCUUUGAAAUGUCCGAGAGUGCAAUGUUUAACAAUGUUAUGUUUGACUCAGUGGCAAUCAACUUUAACCUGUCACAUAUCAGUCUGUCCAAUGUGGUUUUUGGCAAACAACUUGGACCAUUGGGAGUCAACAACACUGUGAUCAUGUGCACUCAGGGCAACAUCACAUUCGAUCAAAUCACCAACUAUAACAAUCAAAGUGGCAAUGGUGGUCUUAUGGCUUGUGGUGUCACAUCACAAUGUUCAAUCUCUGGCGAUACUCAAGUGUGCAAUCAUGAACCUGAUCAACACAAAGGUCUAAGUGGAGGUGCAAUCGCUGGUAUUGUAUUUGGUACACUAAUUGGAGUAGCAGCAAUAGCCGUCAUCAUAGUGCUAAUACACAAGAGAAGAAGGAAUCAAUACAAUUCAAUCUAG
Acytostelium subglobosum LB1 is the source of this 1497-nucleotide messenger RNA. RefSeq lists its product as hypothetical. The coding region runs from base 1 to 1497 and encodes 498 amino acids. The record is from RefSeq and is a predicted model, not a curated record. NCBI's taxonomy places the organism in Eukaryota, Evosea, Eumycetozoa, Acytosteliales, Acytosteliaceae. The transcript has a single exon.